UCGCCUACCAACCACACCAAUUUAUUAUUAUUAUUCAUUAUUUAAGUGAAAAUCUUCUUUUUCUCCUCAUACCGCGUCUUUUGAUUUUCUCGUAAAUAUCACGAAAUUCGAAUUCCCCCAAUUUCUAGGGUUUCAUAUAAACCCUAACCUCGCCUGAACUUUCCCUCCAAUUGUUUCGUCUAAUUUCCCUUCGUUCUUCUUAUAAUAAUUCCUUAUUUGCUGCAAUUUUAAGGGAAUUUGAGGCUAUCCCUGUGAUGCAUAUGUACCGGUACGGUACUGGUACAAGAUGCAGUAUUUUAAUAAAAAUCAAGCUCCCUUUUCUCAUCCUCUUCACCAUGUCAAGUUUGGAGGAGCCACUUGGCCUUGACAAGUUGCCAAGCAUGAAUACCAUGGAUAGAGUUCGGAGGUUCUCAACUGGUUGUUGCCGUCCACAAGUAGAUAAUUUGGGCAUGGGAAACUACUGGAUUGAAGGACGAAGUUGCAGCACAUCUAACUGCUGCAAUGAAGACAAUGAAGAGUACACUGCAGAGACAUUCCCUUGGAAAAGGCAAACGACAGACAAGUCCCAAUGUGACUCUUUCAGUCAAAAGACUAUGACCAUCGGAAGAAACUCGAUGAAAUUUGAUAAUUCAUUUUAUUCCUCAGAUUACCAGUAUAGUCGAAAGCGCAAUAACAAUGACAUACAGGAUAUGGCAUAUAAGUUUAUGAAAGGUAUGCCAGAGUUUGUUAAGAUAGUUGAAGUUGGACCAAGGGAUGGAUUACAAAAUGAGAAGAACAUUGUACCAACAGCUGUAAAGAUUGAAUUGAUUCAUAGACUAGCAUCUACUGGGUUAUCUGUCAUUGAGGCUACUAGUUUUGUAUCCCCCAAAUGGGUCCCACAGUUGGCUGAUGCAAAGGAUGUGAUGCAAGCAGUUCAUAAUCUGGGAGGCAUCAGGUUGCCAGUUUUGACUCCUAAUUUAAAGGGUUAUGAAGCUGCUAUUGCAGCUGGAGCUAGAGAAGUAGCUAUUUUUGCAUCAGCUUCGGAAUCUUUCUCAAAAUCAAACAUUAAUUGUAGUAUUGAAGAGAGUCUUGCCCGCUAUCGUGCUGUUACUCGUGCUGCUAAAGAGCUCUCAAUUCCAGUCCGAGGGUAUGUAUCAUGCGUUGUUGGGUGCCCAGUUGAAGGGCCAAUCUCUCCGUCAAAAGUAGCUUAUGUGGCUAAAGAACUAAAUGACAUGGGUUGCUUUGAAAUCUCACUUGGUGACACAAUUGGCGUAGGCACACCAGGAACCGUAGUUCCUAUGCUUCUGGCUGUAAUGGCAGUUGUACCAGUAGAAAAGCUUGCUGUCCACUUCCAUGACACAUAUGGGCAAUCCCUUGCAAAUAUUCUUGUAUCACUCCAAAUGGGAAUAAGUGCAGUGGAUUCUUCAGUUGCUGGACUCGGUGGCUGUCCAUAUGCUAAGGGGGCUUCAGGAAAUGUAGCUACUGAAGAUGUUGUGUACAUGCUGAAUGGACUCGGUGUGAAGACCAACGUUGAUAUUGGAAAGCUCAUGUCAGCUGGGGACUUCAUCAACAAACAUUUGGGGCGCGUCUCUGGCUCAAAGACCGCCAUUGCCCUUCACCGAGUCACUGCCGAUGCUUCCAAGAUAUGAUAAUAUAUAUAUUGUACCAUAAAAUUAUAUAUAGACGUGCUUCAAGCAAUGACAAAAUCAUUCUAUAUGUUUGUUUCAUAUAUCAUUUUUUUUGCAUAAUUAUAGAAGAGGAAUAAAAUGUCCACUCACGUUGAUGAGUUAGGAAGCAGUAAUGCAUAUAAUGUUGCAAUAGCAAAUGCACGCUUCUCGUUUUGAGUGAAAUAUUGCAAUUUUUAUACGGACGAAUCAAUUUGAACUCUAAAUAGAAGUAAGAAAAUAUUAUUAUA
This is a messenger RNA of Cicer arietinum (chickpea), 1894 nucleotides long. RefSeq names its product hydroxymethylglutaryl-CoA lyase, mitochondrial-like. Gene Ontology annotation, molecular function: hydroxymethylglutaryl-CoA lyase activity. Gene Ontology annotation, cellular component: mitochondrion. The record is from RefSeq and is a predicted model, not a curated record. Gene Ontology annotation, biological process: L-leucine catabolic process; ketone body biosynthetic process. Lineage: Eukaryota; Viridiplantae; Streptophyta; Magnoliopsida; Fabales; Fabaceae.